GUUGUGCAAGGUUAAUCGAAGAGAGCAUGAUGUUUGCAGUGUUUGUCCUGCUAGUCUCUAUUUCCUGCUGUAGUACUACGCCUCCAAGGAAGGGUUAUUUGUAUGACAACAGAUACUAUCUCCCGCACCUACCUUUACCACCUCGCCCAACUCAUCCUCCAACUACAACACCAGCGAAUCCGGGAACCACACCGACGAUCCCGAGACCCAGCGAGGAUGAUGAAAGACUGGCCGCCGAGAUAGGUGUCAAAAUUCCAUCGGAUGAUUGUGUCAUUUCCUGGGAAGAUUUCAAAAAUAAGGUCGCAAACAAACCGUGGAUUGGCAUAUAUGGUUUGGACGAUGACAAGGCUCUUAACCCAGGAGUCGCCUUUAAGGGUUCGUUACUUUGGAAUGUAAUAAACGAAACAACAAUUCGAAGAAGAGGAAGUUUCAGGGACUCGAUUGAUGAAUGUCUGUUUGCUGAUGGUGUAUUUAAGCGAGCGGAUGAUUCACUUGCAAUAUUUCAAUCAAUAAGCGGAAAUCUUUUCGCAGCAGCCAAUAGAAAGGACUACUUAGUGUGCGGGCCGGAGUUUAGAUUUUGCAUCUUUUUCAUUGUUUAUGAUACACAAAACAAUAGACAAGGCCGGGGUAAUCUUACAGAAGCGUUUUUAUUGGUUAAAGAUCAAAGGAGUCAACCACCUAACAGUGAAGGUGUUAUAGAACAACAAAUCACACUGAAUGACCUACCAUGGACUCUAAUGGAUAAAUACCUUCAAAAGUGUUUAGGACAGACGUUUGUAGACGACAGAGAUCCACAACUAUUCUAUGCUUGGAAGAAUCCAUCAUGUGCAGCACCUGGAACAGCCAAGUUCGACGAGGGAGCCAUGGCAGGAUAACGUGACAGAUUUGAAGUAAACAACACAAACUAUAUGCAGGAACAAUUUUAACCAGCAACAUAUUCAUAUAAAAUGCACUAUGCUGUCGUAAUUUAAUUUCCUGCGUAAUAAAGAAAAUUGAACAGACA
Mercenaria mercenaria is the source of this 1003-nucleotide messenger RNA. RefSeq lists its product as uncharacterized. NCBI's taxonomy places the organism in Eukaryota, Metazoa, Mollusca, Bivalvia, Venerida, Veneridae. The record is from RefSeq and is a predicted model, not a curated record. The transcript is spliced from 7 exons. Bases 27 to 875 code for a protein of 282 amino acids.